AUGUGGAAACUAUUGGAAGGAGGCGUUGUGCCUGCUGCUGUGUUGGCCAAGCUGACAACAGAAGAACGCCAAGCGCUUUUUGAAGAGGACGAGCUGAAGAGGCUGACAAAGGUCGAAGAGGCAAAGGCCCCCAGCAAGAAGGAGGGCCUGCGGAGGAAACAUGUGGUCCAAGCACUUCGGCAUUUGCACCAGGCCUUCAGGGCCAAACCAGGUAUGGAGCGAUCAGCAAAUUUGCGGAAUGCCUGGGCAUCGGCCAAGCAGCUGAAGGAAUCCUCUCCUGGAUACGCUUUGCGCCUGGGCUCCUUCACAGUGAUGGCUAUGGCCAAGACCUUUGUCUCUCCACGUAUUCAAGCUGGCGCAGAGCUGAACAAGCACUUCGAACAAAUCUGCGAGGGUUUCAGCCAAUGCCUGCAAGAUCUUCGUGACAUGAGGACCACUUGGAAUUGGCGAAGUCGACCUCGAGACAAGACCAGCGGCCGCGAGAACGCUCUAAGCGAAUGGCUGUUAGCUGAACAGCCGCAGACCGUGAAGCCCAAAUUUUUGGUCCUUACGGACUGUCAGCCAGAACAGGGUCACAGUGAGGAUGUCCAGGAUCGAAUUGUGGACUUCAAGCAGCUGGUGGACUUCGCCAAACGUUGGUCAUACAUCCUUGAGGCGAUUCUAUGUGGUGCAUGGCUGGAGCUUUGCAAGGUUGUCGCUGAAAACACAGUUCGUUGCUGGGCUUGCUUGACACGGAGUCCUCACGAGAAAGCGGUUGGUUGCAACUGCUUGAGCCAAGAACCGAAGUCGGAGAUAGUCACCUCGGCUUGUCGGCGCUUGUGGCAGGCAGCAACAAGCAGUGCCAAGGUGUUUCAGGGGAAGGAGCUCAAAGACACACUUCAAAUUUAUGGGCAAACAGCGAUGACAGCCCUCGGUGGAUCCAAACGAUGGCAGGAGCUGAACAAACUGCCAGAGCAAAGCAUCAACUUCAUGACCGCCCGACUCAAGGCACUUGUCCCUGAGAGCCCUUGGAGAUCCCUGGACGCCGACCUCACCAAAGAGGAAGUUCAAGACCGAGCAGUGGAAGCGGCAAGGACACAACUAGAUGCAAUGAUGAGCAAAGGUCGGCCACCAGAGUUGCAGGAGGCCUUCUCUGUGCUGGAAGUUUUGCCUUUCCUGCGACAGGAUGACAGGAAGGAUGCGCAGCUCAAGCUGAACGAAUUGCACGAGCUCUUGAACAAGCAGGAGAAGAACCCUGUCAAAUGGGUGAUCCGAGCCGAGAUGGAGGACAACAUUGUCAAAUACUUCAACAUCCAAUGGCAAGUCCAAAUGAAGCUUUGGGAGUACUGGUUCAACAACCAAAAGUACCGGAAGGACAGGUUUAUGUGCUUGAAGCCUGCCUCGGUUAUGUACGUUCUUGAAAAGGUGGUUGUGUGGGCUUCAGUGCUGCUGACGCAAUUUGACAGCCUCUAUUUGCCGCAAUCCUUCGUGCAAGCGCAUCUUACCAGUGCGGGUCAUUUGGCUCGCCAAGCAGCAGAGGCGCCGAAGGAGGAGGCGGACAAGUGGAAAGCAGACGCACGGAGAGCCUUGAAGGAUGUUGUCCAUUUCCUGAAGAGCUUGAUCUUUUGGGAUCUGGAUUUCUUCCAGUGGCUUAAGAAGACCGAGGCUCAUCAGGGGGAAGUGCUGGCAAGGAUCACGAGCCUUCUUGCGGCCACCAUGGUGAAUGAUGAGCAGGUGAGGUGA
Durusdinium trenchii is the source of this 1722-nucleotide messenger RNA. The record is from the annotation of a GenBank genome assembly. NCBI's taxonomy places the organism in Eukaryota, Dinophyceae, Suessiales, Symbiodiniaceae.